AUGAAUGAUCUGCCCUUUGCCCUGUUGUGUCUGCUGCUGGCGGUGCUGUUGUUGGCCGACGCCGUGCUCUCGGAGCCGAUGCGCGGCGGUAAGCGGGGGCGCGGGAAGAAGCGGCCGCACAAACAGCGCCGUCCGCACAGACACCGCAAGCGGCCCCACGUCCACCAGCUGGUCUACACGGCCACCACCGAGCAGUACCAGCCGCAGCCGGAGGUCAGCUACGGCCCGCCCAAGACCAGCUACGGCCCGCCCAAGACCAGCUAUAAGGACUACCAGGCUCCACAGAAUACUUACGAGGCGCCGACUACUAAAACACCCAGUUACCAGGCACCCCAAAGCAACUACCAAGCUCCACAGAAUAGCUACCAGGCACCCAGCACCCAGGCACCUAGCUACCAGGCACCGCAGAACAAUUACCAAGCUCCUCAGAACAGCUACCAGGCGCCCACCACCAAAAAACCUAGUUACCAGGCGCCAACAAACGACUACCAAGCUCCACAGAACAGUUAUCAGGCGCCAACCACUAAAAGGCCCAGUUACCAGGCGCCGCAAAACAACUAUCAAGCUCCACAGAAUAGUUACCAGGCACCCAGCACCCAGGCACCCAGCUACCAGGCACCGCAGAACACUUAUCAAGCUCCCCAGAACAACCAGGCGCCCACCACUAAAACGCCCAGUUACCAGGCACCCAGCUACCAGGCACCACAGAAUAAUUAUCAAGCUCCUCAGAAUACCUACAAGGCGCCCACUACCAAUAAACCUCGUUACCAGGCGCCAACAAACAGCUACCAAGCUCCACAGAACAGCUACCAGCUACAGCAGAGGAACAGCUACUUCCAACACGCGGUCGCAUGA
Molecule: messenger RNA, 855 nt
Organism: Pollicipes pollicipes
Lineage: Eukaryota; Metazoa; Arthropoda; Thecostraca; Pollicipedomorpha; Pollicipedidae
Product: extensin-like
Exons: 5
Coding region: 1-855 (284 amino acids)
Source: RefSeq, a predicted model, not a curated record